This is a messenger RNA of Helicoverpa zea (corn earworm), 924 nucleotides long. It is a transcript of the gene eIF3f1, whose product is annotated as eukaryotic translation initiation factor 3 subunit F. The record is from RefSeq and is a predicted model, not a curated record. Gene Ontology annotation, molecular function: translation initiation factor binding; translation initiation factor activity; metallopeptidase activity. Gene Ontology annotation, cellular component: eukaryotic translation initiation factor 3 complex, eIF3m. Lineage: Eukaryota; Metazoa; Arthropoda; Insecta; Lepidoptera; Noctuidae. Bases 36 to 869 code for a protein of 277 amino acids. The transcript is spliced from 6 exons. Gene Ontology annotation, biological process: translational initiation.
GUCCUAACACAAUCUGUGGUUCUUGAUAAACCAACAUGGCGCUGAACUUAAGUGUCAAGAUUCACCCGGUAGUUUUAUUCCAAAUUGUAGAUGCUUAUGAGCGUCGAAAUGCGGAUUCACACAGAGUUAUUGGUACCUUAUUGGGCACCUGUGACAAGGGCGUCGUGGAAGUGACAAAUUGCUUCUGUGUGCCACACAAGGAACAUGCCGACCAGGUGGAGGCUGAACUCAACUACGCUAUGGACGUGUACGAGCUCAACAGACGCGUUAAUGCCUCAGAAAAUAUUGUUGGGUGGUGGGCGACCGGCAACGAAGUGACGAACCACUCGUCCGUGAUCCACGAGUACUACGCGCGCGAGUGCCGCUCGCCGGUGCACGUGACGCUGGACACGUCGCUGGCGGGCGCGCGCAUGGGGCUGCGCGCCUACGUGUGCGUGGCGCUGGGCGUGCCGCGCGGCAAGCAGGGCUGCAUGUUCACGCCCAUCGACGUCGGCCUCGCCUGCUACGAGCCCGAGAUCGUGGGGCUGAACCUGUGCCAGAAGACGAUGGGAGGCGGCGGGCGCUCGCGGCAGGUGCAGCCCAUGCUGGACCUGGCGCAGGUGGCCGAGGCCGCCUCCAAGCUGUCGGGCCUCCUCGACCAGGUGGUGUCGCACGUGGAGGAGGUGCUGGCGGAGCGGACGGAGGGGCAGGCGGCGGCGGGCCGCGCGCUGCUGGAGCUCGUCAACUCCGUGCCCAGCCUCGCCGCAGACACCUUCGCCGACGCCUUCGCCUCCAGCGUCAAGGACCUGCUCAUGGUGGUGACUCUGGCGCAGCUCAUUAAGACACAGCUGCAGCUCAACGAGAAGCUCACUCUGCUCACGUCGCAGUGAGCCGCAGCGCCGGUCGACACCUCACCUCUCAUACAAUAAACAUAUUUCUACUAAA